AUGAGGCGCAAAAAGCAAGUACUAGGCGUAACAAGUAGAGUUAAAUGUGAAGAAGCACAAAUUAAAUUAACAGAAGAUAAAUAUAUUUCAAAAAAACCAUACAGAUGUUCAAUACCUGAUCAAAAAGAAAUAGAAUCGCAAAUUACAAAUUUAUUAAAAGCGGGUCUUAUUGAAGAAACUAAUUCGCCUUUUGCAGCCCCAGUUACACUAGUGUACAAAAAAGAAGAUGGUUGUAGAUCUCGUUUAUGUAUUGAUUUUAGAGAAUUAAAUAAAUUAGUUGUUUCUGAGCCACAGCCAUUUCCUCGAAUUGAAGACAUAAUGGUGAAAGCAAGAGAAUGUACCUGGUUUUCAGCUUUUGAUAUAAAUUCAGCAUUUUGGUCUAUUCCAAUUAGGCAUAAAGAUAGAAAGAAAACAGCGUUUGUGACUCAAGACGGACACUGGCAAUGGACAUGCUUACCUUUUGGUUUAAAAAUAUCCCCUGCAAUAUUUCAAAGAACCUUAGCAAAUAUAUUAAGGAGAUAUAAUGUAAAUGAUUUUUGUAUAAAUUAUAUAGAUGAUAUUUUAGUUUUCUCAAAAACAUUUGAACAACAUGUGAAACAUAUAGAAGCUUUAUUACAAGCAAUUAAUGAAGAAGACCAUAAACCAUUAGAAACGUUAAAGGUAAAAGCAAGGACAGAUGAACCACUUGGAAAGCUUAUAUAUUACCUUUCACAAUAUAGUUUUAGGAUUAUAUAUGCACCUGGUAAGGAGAAUAUUGAAGCUGAUUCCUUAUCAAGAAAUCCAGUUUUAGAAAACUUUGAAAAUGAAGAAGAUAUAUUAAAAGUUGUAAAUAUGGUUACAUUAGAAGAAAUAAUUAGUGACCAACAAAAAAAUGCAAUUGAGAUUAAGGAUUCCAAAAGAGUAUUUGAAAAAGGAAAUAUCAAAUUUAAAUACCUUAAAAAUAGACAAAGAAUUUACAUUUCUCAGGAAUUUGGUUUAUUAUUAAUUAAGAAAAUACAUGAAUAUUAUGGUCACAUUGUUGAUUGCCCAGAAUCAAAUGGAUUAAAUGAAAGACUAAACCAAACAUUGGUAAACAGAAUACGAUGUAAAAUUAAUAGUGGAGAUAAAAAAGCAUGGUCUAAGAUAGCGGAGGAAUGUGUAGAGGAAUACAACAAUACAACACAUAGUGUAACAAAAUUUUCACCGUCUUAUCUAUUAUUUGGUGUAAAGUCUUAUAUAGUACCAAAUGAACUUCAAGAAAAAACUUUUAAUUUAGAAAAAGAUAGAGAACAAGCUAUAAUAAAUUCUAAUAAAAAUUAUGAAAAAAAUAAAAAAAGAGUAGACAAAACAGGAAAAGAACAUACAUUUAAAGAAAAUGAGACAUUAGAAAAAGAGGAGUUUUCUAACCCGUUAGAUUUUACUGAAGAAUUUGGUAGUCAUGAAGAAUUAAAUUACAAAAUUAAUCCAAAUCAUAUCAGCAAUGACGAAUAUUUAUAUUUCAAUUUAUUUUCAAGUUUUAACAACACAUUUAUCAUAGAAAACAAGAAAUAUAUAUGUCAGUAUGAUGAUAAUAUUGAUAAAAUCAAUGGGAAUAAAACGACUUCAUGGCUAUUAAAUAAUUCUAAUAAAGACUUGGAUGUUUUAUUACUUCAAAAGCAAUUCAUUGAUAAAAUUAAUAAAGCCAGGUUUAACAUACAUGAAGUACAACUUCUAUGGUCUGAAUUAAUUCAUAAAGCACUGCAUGAUAAUAAAGUCAUUUCAAAUUCCUACACUGAAAAUAAAUCAGCCGAAAAACUUAUUAUUUUACAUGCAAAGAAUUUCAUUAGGCAUUUUGAGGCAAAAUAUCCAGAAAGAAGAAAACUACUUAUUAUUCAUGAAAAUGAAAUGGGGUGUCAAAAAUGUAUUUGUACGGCAAUAAAACCAUGCAGGUUGACAUAUAGCGCUUUAAGUGAUUUGGAAAGUUAUAGUGUGUUCGUAGCCAACCAUAUUAAAUAUAAACCACUAGAAGAUCCUAUUAAUGUGCCAAAACAAAUAUUGUCACCGAGUAGAGUACUUGAGGUACAAACUGGAAAUUGCUUUGAAAUCGCCACCUUGUUAGUUUCUUUUUUAUUAGGUUUAGGUUAUAAUGCUUUUAUAGUUCAGGGUUAUGCUUCAAAAGAUAUAUGUACAAAUAAUUUUCGAAAUGUCAUUUUGGAUAUUCCUGACAAACAAAUUCAAAAACGAAUUGACAAGAUCAAAAUUGAAAAUGUGAAUGAGGAUUACGCUGAAGAUACAAUAAUUGAUCUUAGUAGUGAAUAUAUAAAAAUGGGAUUAGAAGAAAAUAAAAGAGAAAGUUUAAAAUUUGAAGAAAAUUAUAAGGAAAAUACAGAAAAUGAAUCUGAUUUUUUGCACGGGAAACGAAUUCACUGUUGGGUAAUGAUAUUACCCUUAGAAUAUCAAGAAAAUAUAAGCACAGGCAUAUAUUUUAUUGAGCCAAGUACAGGUAAACAGUGUGAAAUUUCUGAUCAAAAUUAUUAUAAAAUUGAAGCAAUAUGGAAUCAUAAAAAUUAUUGGGUUAAUUUACAAUUACCAGACAAAAAUUGUAUGCAUUACAAAUACGCUUUUGCUAAUUCAAAAUAUUGGGAGCAUUUAUUAAUAGAUGAACUGAACCAUCUGCACUAUAUUUUAAGACCAGUUGAUUCAAAUGCCUUGUACAAGUAUUUACGAAUGCCUACAUCUUGGGUCAAUAUGUUGGUGAUAUCAAAACAUAGAUAUCUCAUGACAUAUCCAAGUGGUAAAAAGUUAAUUCUGUAUGCAAAUGCCGUUAAAGAAUUGUAUGCUGACUAUGUGAUGCCAGAUGGAUUAGUUGAAAAAAUUACUUUUUACAAAAAUCAUCAAUACGAAAAAAAAACGUUUGCUAGAGAAUUAUAUAAAUAUAGAACUGAUCGACUUGUUUGUCUUGAUAUAGUGUAUAAUAGUUAUGAAACUGAGAUGACAGAAUAUUUCAGUUAUGGCAGAAAAGACUUUUUAAAAAUGCAUAAAUUUUAUUUUAAUGAAAACAACAUUGAAGACAGACGUUUAAUUUGUUUUUAUGAAACAACUAGUGUUGAAUCAUUAGUCGAAAUAUCUGUGGACAAAAAUUUGUUAGCAAUAAAAUUUAAUGAUAGACUUGAUUAUCUUUCUUGGCGCUUAUAUGAGUUUCAAACACCAUUAGAAAUAAGCGACAAUAUUUUCAAGACAACAAAGAAACCAAAAAUUAUUACAGAAAAAUAUUUGCGAGACAAAACAAAACCUAGUGACAUUGAUAUUGCUAUUCGGGAGUUUAAUUUAGAAAUGAAUACUAUUUGCAUUGAACAUCAUUACAAAAAAGAGAGGAUAACACGUUCUUCCCGAAUUUUUGCUAAAUCUUCAAACAACGAAAGUAAUCUGAAUAUUGACAAGACUACUCUAUUAGAAACUGAGGUUUAUCCCCAUGGAAAUCAACUAAAACCACAUGAAACUGAUAUGAUGAUUAAUGAUCUUUUAAUUACCGAGCAAAAAGCAAUAAAUGAUAUAUCACGUUUUAAAAGUAUUGUGACUUCGAUAUUACAGACGCGUUGUAAAGAAUGUUCAGAUUUUCAACUAACCAGUGUCUUCGAUGACUGGGACAGAAAUUUAGAAAGCAGACAAAUCAUUAAAAAUACAAUUAACAAAAAGGAAUUAUUAAAAAUAUGGUCAAUGAGUAAAAAGGAAAAUUGUUGGCUACACAUCAUGAAAAAAACAGAACAAUCACUUAUAUUAAAUGAAGUGGAAACAAUAAACAAACUUUGUUUAUUAGAUUUCAAUAAUUAUGUUAACAGUCAAUUUUUUUAUGCAAAUAACACUUUUAUAAUGGCAUAUGAUACGUUUCAAUCAAUAGUACUGUCAUUGGAAGAUAAUUUAACUAUGAACACUAAGCAAAUAGAAUCCUGUUUUUCAAUAUGUUCUUCAUUACGUGAUAAACUUGCAGAGUUGAUACUCAAAAUGGAAAGAUUCGAGACAAAACUGGUUGAAAGAUGUAACAAUUUUCUUUUGUAUUUAAAUACUGUUCAAAAAUAAUUUGUUUUAGCUUCGAUGCGAAGCUGAGUAGGUAUUGGUUUUACUAAGAUGUGUUUUUUUUUUGUGUCUGUUACCACUUUUUCUCAGCUCUCACCGAACCGAUUUCUUUCAAUGAUACGUCAAAAGAUCACAAAUCGUAUCUAGUCGAAGACAUUACCCUCAAAAAUUGAAAAAAAUUCCCUCGUUCCCCGUAAAUGGGGAAAACCUCCGAAAAAAUUACAAAUUUAAAAUGGCUAAUUUUCGAAAUUUUUUCAAUUUUUUUUACUAAAAACUGCCGUAACUUUAUUAAAAAUAAACAUAUCAAUAUAAUUCUUUUUUUUAUAGAUGCAUGAUGUCAUUACCUAUCAUUUGGUACAUUUUUUUUAUAAAUUUGACUUUUUACCUGCCCACAGGGGGGGAUUUAAAAUGACAACUUUUUUACAAAAAAUUAAUUUUUUCAACUUAACUUUUGAAAAUGUUCCGGAAGGUCUGACACUUUUAUAUAUAUCUUAAAUUAAAGCUAAUGUAAUAUAAUUUAUUAUGAAAAAAAAAAAUUUCGGACUUUAAUUUAUCUUUAGGGUAAAAAUG
Daktulosphaira vitifoliae (grape phylloxera) is the source of this 4602-nucleotide messenger RNA. RefSeq names its product dynein regulatory complex subunit 7-like. The coding region runs from base 1 to 4035 and encodes 1344 amino acids. The record is from RefSeq and is a predicted model, not a curated record. Gene Ontology annotation, biological process: cell motility; DNA integration. Gene Ontology annotation, cellular component: motile cilium. The transcript is spliced from 17 exons. Gene Ontology annotation, molecular function: nucleic acid binding. Lineage: Eukaryota; Metazoa; Arthropoda; Insecta; Hemiptera; Phylloxeridae.